This is a messenger RNA of Microcebus murinus (gray mouse lemur), 1528 nucleotides long. It is a transcript of the gene MDFI, whose product is annotated as MyoD family inhibitor. Gene Ontology annotation, cellular component: nucleus. The record is from RefSeq and is a predicted model, not a curated record. Gene Ontology annotation, molecular function: transcription factor binding. Lineage: Eukaryota; Metazoa; Chordata; Mammalia; Primates; Cheirogaleidae.
GGAGGAGCGAGGGGGCUGGAGGGAGAGAAGGAAGAAGGAAGGGGGCGAGCGGAGGGAGCUGGCGUCCGAAUGGGAGAACAGAGAGAGUGAGAGGGCGGGCCGCCGGGCGAGCACCGAGGAGCCGAGUGGCCCCUCGGCGGGGGCCCCAGCGGCAGGCGCAUGGCGGGCCCCGCGCGGUGACCGGGCUGGACGAGAGAGUCGCGCGCGGCUUGCACGAGUCUCGGGCCGAUGUACCAGGUGAGCAGCCAGAGCCCCCCUCACUGCGACGCGCCCCAUGGAGCCCCCAGCGCAGCCCCGGGCCCAGCCCAGACCCUGUCCCUCCUGCCUGGGCUGGAGGUAGCAACAGGACCCACUCACCCUGCAGAGGCAGCACCAGAAGAGGGCUCCCUGGAGGAGGCGGCACCUCCCAUGCCCCAAGACAAUGGCUCUGGGGCCCCCCAAGCCCUGGACAGCACUGACCUCGAUGUCCCCACAGAAGCUGUGACAUGCCAGCCUCAGGGGAACCCCUUGGGCUGCACCCCACUACUGCCAAAUGGUUCUGGCCACCCCUCGGAGCUGGGCAGCACCAGGCGGGCGGGAAAUGGUGCCCUGGGUGGCUCCAAGGCGCACCGGAAGUUGCAGACGCACCCGUCUCUCGCCAGCCAGGGCAGCAAGAAGAGUAAGGGCAGCAGCAAAUCCUCUGCCUCCCAGAUCCCCCUCCAGGCGCAGGAAGACUGCUGCGUCCACUGCAUCCUGUCCUGCCUGUUCUGCGAGUUCCUGACGCUGUGCAACAUUGUGCUGGACUGCGCCACGUGCGGCUCCUGCAGCUCCGAGGACUCGUGCCUCUGCUGCUGCUGCUGCGGCUCCGGCGAGUGCGCCGAGUGCGACCUGCCCUGCGACCUGGACUGCGGCAUCCUGGACGCCUGCUGCGAGUCCGCCGACUGCCUGGAGAUCUGCAUGGAGUGCUGCGGGCUCUGCUUCUCCUCCUGACCCCCGGCUGUCACGCAAGGCUUGACAGGCUUGACGCACCCUUCCCCCUGGUCCUCCCCCUCCCACCCAGUGCCCUCGGAAACCCAGCCCUGGGGAGAAAGGGUCGCGGGGAGGGCCCAUCUCAGCCGUGGGAGGUGGGCCUCUCCUCUCCACCGAGGACCCAGGAGCCUUGGGGACCAGCACCAGGGCUGGGGAACACUGUGAAAGUUAGGGGAGGGCAGCGGGGUGGGGAGGGCAGGGCAGGGCCAGCAGGGCUGUGCGCUCUCUACCUCUCCCUGCCCUGGUGCCCGCCCGCCUGUCCCCUGCGAACCCAGGCUUUGAGGACAGCAAAAUGUGAAAAGAGACACCCCACCCCGCCCCCGGCCAGCCCUCCCCGUCUCCUUUCCUGGGCUCUUGUGGGGGCCUAAGCCUUGCAGUGACCCGAGAGGGCAGGGCUGGGCACAGGCCUGGGGUGGGGCGGGAGAGGGGCCGUAUGGAAAAGACUGGAAGGGAAGAGGGAGGGAAUGGAAGGAGGGUCUGUUCUAUUUGUUGCUGUAAAUAAAGGUAUUUGUCCAUCUCA